Messenger RNA from Saprolegnia parasitica CBS 223.65, 279 nucleotides. RefSeq lists its product as hypothetical. NCBI's taxonomy places the organism in Eukaryota, Oomycota, Saprolegniomycetes, Saprolegniales, Saprolegniaceae. The transcript has 2 exons. The coding region runs from base 1 to 279 and encodes 92 amino acids. The record is from RefSeq and is a predicted model, not a curated record.
AUGCUCCCGAACGCGCUGCUCAAGGCAGGCGACGCGACGAUGCUCGAUUAUCUCUUCUCCAACAUGCAAGUCUUUGUCUUAUGCACGUUCUUGUUUUACAGCGAUGCCAUGCGCGAGCUCGAGCUGACACGCAUUGCCUGCGGUGAGCAAGGGGCAAUACCAGGCGAGCUCCUUCGGAUGGACCACACGUUCCGUGUCGCCAAGUUUGGCAAGGAUGCCAACGGCGAGAAGAAGUGCAGCUGCAUUGCAACAACCAUGAACGAGCACCAGGAGGUUUGA